This is a messenger RNA of Racocetra persica, 233 nucleotides long. NCBI's taxonomy places the organism in Eukaryota, Fungi, Glomeromycota, Glomeromycetes, Diversisporales, Gigasporaceae. The record is from the annotation of a GenBank genome assembly.
AUGUCAUCAACGAAGAAGAAUUUUUCUCAAAUUGCCACCCCUCUUAAUCAAUUACUAAAGAAGAAUAUUCCAUAUAUCUGGACCUGGGAUCAUGAGAUGGUAUUUGAUGACCUUAAAGAAAAACUUAUUACCGUACCUGUUCUGGCUUAUCCCGAUUUCGCAAGAGAAUUUUUUCUAUUUACAGACACCUCUAAGAUUGCAUUGGGAGCUAUACUUGCACAGAAAGACCCCAA